Molecule: messenger RNA, 906 nt
Organism: Cyphellophora attinorum
Lineage: Eukaryota; Fungi; Ascomycota; Eurotiomycetes; Chaetothyriales; Cyphellophoraceae
Exons: 1
Coding region: 1-906 (301 amino acids)
Source: RefSeq, a predicted model, not a curated record
AUGGCGCCAAAGAGAAAACGCCGCGACAAUAGGCCGGGAUACGCCCGCAAGAGAAGAAAGUCAUUCGUUCACCAAGGUCCAGAGAACUUCGAAUUUCUGCGUCUGCCUAGUGAAUUGCGCCACGAAGUCUACAAGAAGAUACUUCCUGGGCGACUACCUUCUUCACGCACCCUUCUCAACCGCAAAUGCUAUGGCCCCGAAUUCCCCAUUCUCGCACGAUGCAGAGCCGGUGGCAAGGACACAUUACGGCUCGCACGGUACUCAGCCAACGACAUUCGGCAACACGUGGAGACUGAUGGCGCCUCUUCGCUUCUGUUAGGCAGCAACAACUCACUCACAGCGCCGUUCAAUCUUGCCAAGGUCUGUCGCGUCAUGCGUGAUGAGGUCCUGUCCUUCUUCCUGAAUGGCUUCCAUCUUCGCAUCGAACACGUCGGUAUUGCCUGCUGGUAUGCGACCCUUCGUCCAUUGCUGCCGUCCAACCUCAUGAGCCUUGAGAUCAUCACCCCAAUCGAAGAGUGCAAUCAUCUGCAGCAACGCUGGCUUGCCAAACUUGUCGAACACUUCCCACGACUUGACUACCUCCGCAUCAGCGGUAUACACACCCACAAAAGCGCUUCUCACUUUGGUACCCGCUACAAGAUCGGUUACCUGCUUGUGCUGAAAUCCGUUCUCGAAAACACCAACUUCCAAAGAGUAUUCACGGUCCCUGAAGAUGGCAACGGCUGCAAGCAGCAACGAAGCGGUGGUUGCACCCCCAACAUCGCGUUCGUCACGAAUGUGGGAUUCCAGAAGCACUGUCAGGACACCGCCGAACAGUCUUUCUCCGAGAUCUUCGUCGAAGAGGAGAUCGUCAAGUCUCGCGGCUCAAAACACGCAACGAACAUGAAGCGAUUAGCACAAUUGUAG